AUGGCGAAGAAACGACUGAAAAGUCUCGAAUCAAAACUUGCAAAAGAUCCUGACUUGCGUAGCAAUGUUCAUCAGCAAAUCAACGACUACGUGGAAAACAACUACGCACAUAUAGCGACGGAAGCGGAACUGAAGCUAGCAGAUCCCCGUCGUGUUUGGUAUCUACCUAUGAGUGUGGUGACACACCCUAGAAAACCAAACAAAACGCGCCUUGUGUGGGAUGCAGCCGCACAAAUAAGUGGCGUGUCACUUAAUUCUCAGUUGCUAAAAGGACCUGAUCUACUAAACUCACUACCAGGUGUAAUCAAGGACAAGCAAGCACAGCGAUUCUUGUUUCGUUUCGACGAGAAACUGCAACCGGAUGUGUAUGUGAUGGAUGUUGCCACAUUCGGAGCUACCUGUUCGCCAUGCUCCGCACAGUAUAUACUAAAUAAAAAUGCGAAUGAAAAUGCAGCGGAGUUCCCGGAAGCAGCAGCAGCGAUCAAGGGAAAAACGUAUAUGGAUGACUAUUUUGACAGCGCUGAUACCACGGAACAAGCUUUACACGUAUUCACCGAUGCUAGCGAGCUAUGUUACGGUUGCGCCGCCUACUUUCGGAUUGUAAUGAACGGGGAAGUACAAUGCGCGUUGGUGAUGGCGAAAAGCAAAGUAGCUCCCUUGAAGUACCAAUCGAUACCAUGGAUGGAGCUGCAAGCUGCAAUGCUGGGAGCAAGAAUUAUGCGCACUGUUUGUGAAAUUCAUACUCUAUCGAUUGCGGAGAAGUUCAUACACACGGAUGCGGAAGUAGUACUGUCCUGGAUACGGUCGCAGCACCGAAACUACAAGCAGUUCGUUGCAUUCAGAGUCGGCGAAAUUCUUUCACUGCCCGAGCCCGAUGAUUGGCGGUAUGUGCCUUCAAAGGACAAUAAUGCAGGACCCCCGAUCGAAACGAUCAAAGCCACCAAGGCACAGCGAAAGCUUAUACUACGUUCCCUACCAGCAAGAACAGUCCCCCUGCGCCAGCAAGAGUAUCAACAAGCAGAACGGUAUCUGUUUCGAGUGGCACAAACUGAAAGCUAUCCCGAUGAAACUAAAACUCUACUAAGCAACCAAAACGUGUCGCAAUCGAACAAAUGGAUCAGUAUCGAAAAAUCGAGCCCUUUGUACAGGAUGUCGCCAUUCGCUGAUGAGUUCGGGGUGAUUAGAGUGGAAGGAAGGACAGCGAACGCUAGCUUUGCCACGUUUGAUGCCCGGUUCCCCAUAAUACUACCGAAGGAUCAUCUGAUCACUAAAUUACUACUAAACGCCUAUCAUUGCCGGUACGGACACGCAAAUCGUGAGACAGUCGUCAAUGAAGUACGUCAACGUUUCCAUAUAUUCAAUUUGCGAUUGUCAAUCGACAAAGUUAUGAGAAACUGUCAGCGUUGUAAGGUAACAAAAUGCCAGCCAGUGAACCCCCGGAUUGGACCACUACCGGAAGUACGUUUGAUGCCAUUCGUCAAACCAUUCAGUUACGUUGGCAUCGAUUAUCUCGGCCCAGUGGAGGUAACAGUUGGUCGUCGCAAGGAAAAACGAUACGUGGCCGUCUUCACGUGUUUAGUUGUUCGUGCUGUUCAUCUGGAGGUUACACACAAUUUAUCCUCCGAUUCCUGCAUAAUGGCUAUCAGCAGAUUUGUUCGCAGACGAGGAUCGCCGGUGGAAAUAUUUUCAGACAACGGCACCAAUUUUGUCGGCGCAAGCAACGAGCUGGCUGAACAAAUUCUGAACAUUCACAACGACUGCGCAGAGACUUUUACUGAUGCACGCACUAAGUGGUCAUUCAACCCCCCGUCGGCACCCCAUAUGGGUGGCAUAUGGGAGCGAAUGGUGAGAAGUGUGAAGUAA
Wyeomyia smithii (pitcher-plant mosquito) is the source of this 1863-nucleotide messenger RNA. RefSeq lists its product as uncharacterized. Lineage: Eukaryota; Metazoa; Arthropoda; Insecta; Diptera; Culicidae. The record is from RefSeq and is a predicted model, not a curated record. The coding region runs from base 1 to 1863 and encodes 620 amino acids. Gene Ontology annotation, molecular function: nucleic acid binding. The transcript is spliced from 4 exons. Gene Ontology annotation, biological process: DNA integration.